AUGGCGCAUUGGUUUCAUCGUAACGUGUUAAAAGCCACGACAAAUCAAAAAUUCGAAUUAAAAAUAACUGAUCCUACUGAUGCUACAAGAAAAUUAUGCAGUGAUCUAAAGUUAUCAAGAAGUCGUCUUUUGGAAUUAAUAAAAAAUCCAAAUAAUUCAAGCGAUACUAUAGAACCAGCUUUUCAUAGCUAUUUAAGCUUAUUAUAUGGAUUUAUAUGGGAAAUAAAUUCUGCUGCAGAGCAAUCUGAACAUGUUGGCAGACCUAAUCCUAGCAAACUUAGAAAUGUUAUUGUAUAUAAAUGGACACAUACAUUAUUGGGAUUAAAUACUUAUAUAACUAUGAAUGAAGCAAAAGAUGUACAUACUAUGUUGAGACGGGCUGCAGGUAUAUUUACUUUUGUACAAACAGAAUUUUUACCACAAUUGGCAAAUCCUCCACCAUUAGGAAGUGAUUUGGAUCCAAGAAUAAUAAAUGCAUAUGUGAAUCAAUGUACAGCAGAAGCACAAGAAGUAACAGUAGCUAGAGCGGUGGAAUUAAAACAUAAUGCCAGUUUAAUAUCAGCAUUAGCUAAUGAAACAAGUAAAUUAUUUCUGGAUGCUGCUAAUACAUUACGUCCAUUCAAACCAGAGAUAUCAGCACAGUGGAUUAAAUAUCUGGAGCUUAAAGCAGCAUUUUAUCAAUCAUAUGCUUACAAUUAUUGUGGUGAGAAUUUAUUAGCUAUGGAUAAAUGCGGAGAGGCAAUUAAAGCCUUGCAGGAAAGUGAAGCAUGUUUAAAGAAGGCAAAGAUGUUAUGCCAGGAAUAUGGAAAAAUAAAUGGACCAGCACCUAGAGUAAAACCAGAUCAGCAUGCUGUAUUUAAACGAUUAGCACCUAUAGUAAAACUUACUCUUGAUAAAUGUAACCACGAAAAUGGUUUAAUUUAUCAUCAUCUGAUACCAGGAGAGGUUCCAACAUUAGAUACAAAAGCUACUUUUGGUUUAGUAAGUCCUAUUGAUUUUCAAAUGCAAUCACAUCAUUCUGUAUGGAACUUGAAUGUAUACAGAACAUUAUCCGGGUUAAACCCUGCUAAAUUAGAAAAAGAGCAAAAUUUACCUCCUGUUAAAGAAGAUUCAAUUCAUCAAACUACCAAAGAUCCGAAGAAUACAAGUGGA
This is a messenger RNA of Heterotrigona itama, 1152 nucleotides long. NCBI's taxonomy places the organism in Eukaryota, Metazoa, Arthropoda, Insecta, Hymenoptera, Apidae. The record is from the annotation of a GenBank genome assembly.